Molecule: messenger RNA, 3528 nt
Organism: Oreochromis niloticus (Nile tilapia)
Lineage: Eukaryota; Metazoa; Chordata; Actinopteri; Cichliformes; Cichlidae
Product: homeodomain-interacting protein kinase 1
Exons: 10
Coding region: 1017-2921 (634 amino acids)
Biological process (GO): peptidyl-threonine phosphorylation; peptidyl-serine phosphorylation
Cellular component (GO): nucleus; cytoplasm
Molecular function (GO): protein serine/threonine kinase activity; ATP binding; protein tyrosine kinase activity
Source: RefSeq, a predicted model, not a curated record
GGAUUUAACUAAAUAGGUUUAAUUUUGACAAUGACAGCUUCCAUUCAUCUGUACAGUAUAGUGACUGACUAUGGCUGAGCACAGGUGCUAAAUUCAUUCAGUCCAGUGUGGAGAACAUUAGCAUGGAAGGGGAGGAUUAUUUACUUAGUCAUCUAUUUUCCUGUUUUCUUCAUUUCAUUGGAGGAAGAAAUGUAAGUGUAGAUAUGGGACCAGACAUUGCAGACUAGAUUGAAAAAUUACAAAGGUCGAAAUUCUACAUUUUGUGCUACUCAGAUUUAAAACUCCUAGCUAACUAUAAGUGUGGGUAAGAAUUAACCACAGGCCCAUUGUUUCCUGUGCUAGCGUCUGUUAAUGAAUUUGAAACUUUUAUCUGAUAAAAUAAAGACAUUUCUGUCUGAAUGUAGCAUCACUGUGGAAAUAGCUAACGCUAGCAAUGCUGGAUAAAGUUCAUGCUGUCAGCUUGAUGAGGGCUAGCACAGAGGUGGUGGAGGAAAAAAAGCAUAGCAUUAACUAUGGGAUUGUGUUGGUAUUAAAUUUAGUAGCAUUAGCUUUGCAAAGGCUAGACUGCGCCAGCAUGCCUGCUGUUGUUUUCCAUAGCCGUUAGCGAUAACAUCUUAAGCGCACAGGCUGCUAACUACAUGUAUAAAACUAGCUACAACUAGUUGUUUGACUGUAUUUUAACCAUGCAAAUAUUUGCAUGAAACAAUAGCAGACUUCAUUUAUGGACAUGUAUGCUAAUGGUGCCCAGUUGCGCCAAUGAAGAAGCUUUAUUUCGCACAAACUAGACAGGGGCGGCGCAUGGAGCUGCGUUAAAGACGGGGUCCCUCUCCUCGGCUUCCUGCACACCUUUCUCCAUCAACUAAAUCUGCUAAAGCAGCAGGUUUGAUUACAACUAGAAAGUUUUUCUGCAACAUCCUCAAGAAGGCAGCUCUGGAAGAAGCGUUUGGGAGGACUGGGGAAAAACAAUUGUACUGAAGAGGAUCAAAUAAUUUACUCUAAGUACUACAGUAAAGGCAAUGGCUGAGCUGCCUACUGAGCGGGUUUUACCUGAACCACCACCUGCCAACAUCGGACAGGUGCGUCAGGGGGCUUCUUCUCCAAGAAGGAAUUACGUUUACGCCAGAGAUGCCCAUACCUUUGCCCAGGACAACCGAUUACUUCCCAUAGGCUGGUACUUCACUGGAGCUGCACGGUACCGGAUGAUAACUACCCUGGGAGAAGGAGCCUAUGGCACGGUUGGAAAAUUCAUUAGGCUCAAUGACAUGAAGACCGUAGCCAUCAAAAUAAUUAAGACUGAUUACUUCAGAAAUGGAUUGGCAAACGUGGAGGUGGCUGCCCUGCGAAAGUUAAAGUUCUACAAAUCUGAAAGGUAUAACUUGGUUCAGUUUUACAACGUUCUUACCGAUGGGCAAAAAUUAUGUCUCGAAUUUGAGCUUUUGGACAAAAACCUUUAUGAAUUCAUGAAGGAAAGAGAUUUCCGACCGCUCGCUCUAAGAUCAGUUAGAGCCAUCACCGCGCAGAUUGCGAAAGCGCUGGAUCAUUUGAAGUCUGUACGUUUGAUACAUGCAGACCUCAAGCUGGAAAAUGUGAUGCUUGUCAACCAUCAGAAACAACCAUAUAGGGUCAAAGUGAUUGACUUUAGCUUGGCAUGUGACACCUCUGCUGCCUCGAUGGGCUCUUACAUUCAGUCCCGUUCAUACCGGUCCCCAGAGAUUAUUCUCGGGGCUCCAUUUACAGAGGCCAUAGAUGUAUGGUCUCUGGGCUGCAUUGCUGCUAAUCUGUACCUUGGCUCCAUGCUUUUCCCUGGUGAGAACGAAUAUGAGGUGAUGAGGUACAUAGUGGAGACUCAGGGCCAGCUCCCAAGCAAGAUCCUCGACUGUGGGCUCAAGACUGCCUUUUUUUUCGACAUGCAGUUGUAUUUCACCACCAGCACGUGGAAACUCAAGACACCUGAACAGUUUGUCAGUGAGACAGGGAUUAAGUUCACUGAGAAAAGGAUGAUGAAGUUGACCUCUCUUGAUGACCUUAAAAACCUCUGGUUCACACGUCAUCAAAAUUAUACCACUAAAUCCGCAGAAAUCUGCGAUCUGCUGGUGUUUAUCGAGCUGCUUAAAGGAAUGCUUCAGCUUGAUCCUGAAAAACGGAUGACGCCCAGUCAGGUGCUGCAGCACGACUUCACAACACUGCGCCACAUAUUGCGGUUGUACCCCUACAGCUUCCAUGUUAACUCUUGCUUUCAGAAGAUUAGCAUCUGUCAGACCAUAACAGCUGGUCCUACAGGUGUGUGCAGGUCUCUGCAGCAACCAUCCUCCAGGACCAGCCACCCUACUGAGCAAAGUCUUCCUUGCCCUCCAACUGAAGCUGGCAUAACAACAGCGCGCCCCUGCCCUUCUUUCAGGACCAGCCACCCUACCCAGCAAAACCAACCUUGCCCUCGAGCUAAGCACAGCAUCCAAGUGAGGCACCAUUCUCACUCUAAGACCACCUGUCCUCCUCUGCAAAAUCAUCCUCGCCCUCCAUCUGUGCGCUACUGCCCUUAUUCCAGAACCACCCACCUUGCUCAGCAAAAUCAUCCUUGCCUUCGAGUCUUACACCACUGCUGUUUCUUCAGGACCAUCUGUCCUCACCAGCACAAUCAUCCUCGCCCUCCAGCUGUGCGCUACUGGCUCUACUUUAGGACCACACACCCUCCCCAACAAUAUACACUUUGCCCCCUAGCUCAGCAUGGGACCCAAGUGCGGUAUCACUGCCUUUACUGCAGGAGUACCCAUCCUUGCAGCAAUAUCCUUCUGGCCUUGCUGCUAAACUCCACUGCCUUUACUUUGGCACCACCCAUUCUGCUUAGCAAUGCCGUCCUCACCCUCCAGCCAAACACUGCACCUCAACAGAGAACCCCUGCACAAAGUCUAGGACCACAGUGAAGUCCUACCUUAGCAAGACUCACCAAAUCAAACCAGUCUUAAAAAAAAAUUUAAUGGCUGAUUAGACAAUGUGGUUAAGAGUCUCUGACCAAUCUGAAAGAUCAUUGUGAUUUAAAAAGGGUUCCAUUGCUCUGCUGAGCCAUCUUGCGCAAGCAUUGGAUGUAGGACAAUUACAGCUCACCACAAAGUAAGAAUCAGAAUACUUUAUUAAUCCCUAAGCAAAUUAUGUAGAGAAAGAUGAACAAUGGGGAAGACUAUGUUGAGAGGUUGCAUAGGAGUGCCAGAUGGAACUCUUGAGAUUGCAGCAUCCACACUUUUAAUCACAUCUUCCUUAUUGAGACUGAUCAACAGGACGCUGACUGAGCACACAUGCUGGAAACAGACAUUUCUGCUCAGGAGUAAACCAAAAAAGAAAUAAAAAACAUGAACAAUAGACCUGGUAGGCUAUAUGUACCAAUCACUUAUAAGAAGAAGUGAUAAUUAAAACCAUUUAAAAUUUGUUUUUCCACUGAAUUACUUUAUUUUCACUGACAUGUUGUUGUAUGAAGUACUUAUCCUUUAUUGUAUUUCUAAUAAGUGGAACAAUAUUAAAACAAUAAACUUGUGA